Messenger RNA from Corythoichthys intestinalis (scribbled pipefish), 3406 nucleotides. Its product is annotated as inositol polyphosphate-5-phosphatase A-like. Gene Ontology annotation, biological process: phosphatidylinositol dephosphorylation. The record is from RefSeq and is a predicted model, not a curated record. The transcript is spliced from 16 exons. The coding region runs from base 493 to 1734 and encodes 413 amino acids. Gene Ontology annotation, molecular function: inositol-polyphosphate 5-phosphatase activity. Lineage: Eukaryota; Metazoa; Chordata; Actinopteri; Syngnathiformes; Syngnathidae.
GUUUAUAGUACACUGGCCCUUUAAGAGAGCUGCGUGUUUCCGAUUGGCACAAUGACGUCACAGCAGUGCGGGACUCCAACCUAUCGUCUUUGAACACUGUAGGCAAUGGUCCUGGUUUAGAGUCCUGCUUCACGAGGAGCACUUUUACGCUGUUCGAAGGUAGGAAAAACCUCGUUCCUGAAAUGAAACAGACCCCACAGGCUCUCGCCGUGGAUUAAACCCGAAACUUUUCCGAUGGAGCUGGGAAAGUAGCGCAGGAAGCGGCACGCUAACCACCAUCGCCAGCGGACCUUGUACUGCAAAGCAACUCCUCGUAGAUGUACGGUCCUUGCUGAAAAAAUAUGCUCCAGCCGAGCCACCUCAGCCCCGGCUUCAGUGGCGAAUUCCCCGUGUUUUAAGCAGCUUUCCCGAGACAUUGGCCCGCGAUCGCUGCUUUAUUUCUUUCCUGUGAAGUUCGCCAUCCAGUCCUCGACACACCUGCGAGAGAGAAUCAUGGCUGGAAAGCUGACAACAGCGCAAGGAACGGGAAUACUGCUGGUGACAGCCAACGUUGGAUCCUUGUUCGAGGAUCCUGAAAAUCUCCAGAAAACGUGGCUGAGGGAGUUUUACCAGACAGUUCAGUUACACAAGCCUCAUUUCUUAGCUGUGCACUGUCAAGAAGUAGGUGGGAAGAAUUAUGAGGCUUCCAUGUCACACGUGGAUAGCUUUGUCAAAGAGCUAUUGUCCAGUGAUGCCAUGAAGGAGUACAGCAGAGCUCGCGUCUACCUCGAUGAAAACUACAAGUCCCCGGAACAUUUUACAGCUCUUGGAAGUUUCUACUUCAUUCACGAGUCUUUGAAAAACAUCCAGCAGUUUGAUUUCAAAGCCAAGAAAUUCAGGAAGGCGGUUGGGAAGGAAACCUGCUCCGAAACACUAGAAAGUACACCCUCGCUGGAGAAGGAGAAGUUCCCACAAGACUACUUUCCUGAGUGCAAGUGGUCCAGAAAGGGUUUCAUCAGAACGCGAUGGGCCUUACCUGACUGUUGUUUUGACCUGGUAAACAUCCACCUUUUCCAUGAUGCUUCCAAUCUGGUGGCCUGGGAGAAGAGCCCUUCAGUCUACUCUAGAACCAGGCAGAAGGCGCUGGGCUACGUUUUGGACAGGAUCACGGACCAGCGGUUUGAAAAUGUGCCAUAUUUCGUCUUCGGGGAUUUUAACUUCAGGUUGGACUCAAAACAGGUUAUUGAGAGGCUGUGUUCAUCCGCUACGAUGCAGACAGAAAGAACUACGGACACCAAUGAAAUCAAGAAGCUAAUAUUUAGAGAAAGUGAUAAUGACAGAAAGGUCAUCCUUCAGCUUGAAAAGAAGCUUUUUAGUUAUGUCAACCAAGACGUUUUCCGGGAAAACAACGGGACCUCGCUUUUAGAGUACGACAAAGAACUGUCAGUGUUCAAGGACCAACUGCAUGAAUUGGAAAUAUCUUUCCCACCCAGUUACCCAUACAGUGAAGACAGCAAUCAGGGGAAGCAGUACAUGAACACCAGAUGCCCUGCCUGGUGUGACCGAAUCCUCAUGUCCUCAUCAGCCAGAGACCUGGUCUUAAAGCCAGAAAAUGAGGAAAAGUCAAUAACCUAUGAUAACAUCGGGGCCAAUGUCUGCAUGGGAGACCACAAGCCUGUCUUCCUGUCCUUCCGAAUAACAGCGGGGGCAGGUAAACGUAAUGCAAAUAAGCACAAGUGUUGUGUGGUGCAGUGAUGUCGUGGAAAUUGUUGCCAAAGGGGGGAGAAUAUACUCUGUGAAGCGCCUAUGUGAGAACACAAGGAGAGGCAUACACACACACACGUGCAAACACACCCACGCACAUACACUUUGCACAAGCAUCCACUGAAGAAGAACCUAAACAAACUUUUCCAGCAGUGCUGACCAGCCGUCCUCGCAGCCCAUUCAGUUACAAGCACGUCAUUUUUCCUCUCCAUAAAACACUUGUUGAAAACGUGGACCAGCACCCGCGGGUGCGAGGGCUGGUCUCCAGACGAGACACACAUCGCUGACCUCGCCGUUGCCACGCAACCACCCUCCCUCCGGCGCCCCCACAGAGAGAGGAAAAGAAGAGGAUGGACUGAUGGGACGGGCCUAAUUGUUGCCAAAACUCUAAUGAAAAAAUCAGUCGUGCUCCACAUAAUUGCCAUUUUGGGGGCUGCCUUUAUGUCUACACAUUAUGUAAGAUGUUUUAAAGAAACAAGUGCAAUGCAAAAGACGUAUAUCUCUAUAUAGAUAGUUUAAUUUGUAUGUUGGGCAGUAUGAAAAUAAGGCUUGUUUCUAGUUUUAGCUGUUUCACUUUAUUUUAGCAUUCAUAUAUAAAAAAAAAAGUAUACAGUAUGUGUGUAUAUAUAUAUAUAUAUAUAUAUAUAUAUAGCAUGUUUUUCUUUCCCUCCAUACAUGGACACAUCAUUUGGAUCUUGUUUUAUAUUCUAUAUGUUUUAAAGAGAGAUAAUUUAUAAUUCUUGUGUUUGGGAGAUGCUUGUUGCCAAGAUGACCUUUGAAUAAUGGCGAGAAAGUGUCCAGCCAUUGAUUUAUUCCUAUCCAAGAAUGUUUUAAAGCAGUGCCAUAGACCAUACAAGUGCAUAAGAUGUCAUAUAUAGCACACUCACGUUAUUGCAUUAUCAUUCUUACUCUAAUUUAUUUCUACUUAAUAAUAAUAUGGUUUUGAAUGUAAUAAUAUAGGUAGAUGUGAGUAUCUUUUUUGUCAAUUUUGUUACUGCUGUUAUGGUGCCAAGUACACACGGAUUAAGAGUGAAAGUGGUCGGCAUAUGUUUAAAGAAGGAAAAAAAGGUAACUCUAAAGGCAAGAAAAGACCAAGUAAAUAAAUUUUAUUUACGUUCCUAGUAGCCUGCAACAGCCUUCAGUGGAACCAAAAAAAAAAAGUGUACUGGGAACGGCUGUAUUGUUUUUAUCAUUUGAAUUUAUUCCACUACACGUGUUAAGAUUGCUCUUCUGUGAUGUUUGUUUUCAUUGAAAUCACUGCAAGUGAAAAUAAUGUUGCGCCUGCUGGAGAAUUUUUCUAUGUGAUUUGGAUUGUUAGGCAAACCGGUAAGAAGAAAAAAAAAAGCAAAUCAAACUCCUGCUUGUAUUUCUUGGGAGUUGACUGUAUAGGAAUAGAAGCUGCGGUUUUCCUUCACUCCAUUUUACAGUAUAAAAGCAAAUAAGAGAUUUUAUUCAAGCCCCUGUGGCCUCUUGGCCAACAGGUGAUGCACUUGUCAAGCAAUAAACAACAUUAGAACUCACCCAUGCCUCGUUGUCCUCUUUAACCUGUCAAAAUUGAUUGUUCAAAUAAUUGUUUAUUCCUGGCUACAGAAGUAUUUUUAAUUUAUUCAAAGUUGUUUAAUAUUUCAAGAAGUGUACACUGUUGCAGACUAUUAAUAUAAUG